Molecule: messenger RNA, 4588 nt
Organism: Glossina fuscipes
Lineage: Eukaryota; Metazoa; Arthropoda; Insecta; Diptera; Glossinidae
Product: neurexin-3
Exons: 13
Coding region: 7-4284 (1425 amino acids)
Source: RefSeq, a predicted model, not a curated record
CAAAUUAUGCAUUAUUCAAUAUUAACAAAAAUAGCAACAAGAACAACAAUAGCAUAUACAAAAACAACAAUAACCACUUUAAAGCGGUAUCUAUUUCCUCAAACGUUACGCUUUCAUCAAAGCAACGACAAAAAUAACAACAAGAACAAUAACUUAUUAUUAAUGCUUGUGCUUGUAUUGUUGUCACUAACGAGCUGCGCCGUACAUGCUUUUCAUUUGGAUGGCUCUCAAAAUUCAUUCGCCCAGUUCCGUAAAUGGUAUGUGGGCCUUAACGGAAGCUUGGAGCUGGAAUUUAAGACUGAACAGCCAAACGGUUUGGUCUUAUAUACAGACGAUGGUGGUACUUAUGAUUUCUUUGAGCUGAAAUUAGUCGAGGGUGCUUUACGUCUACGUUACAAUUUGGGUGGAGGGGCACAAAUUAUAACAGUCGGCCGUGAUCUACAUGAUGGUCAUUGGCAUAAGGUGCAGGUUAUACGCAAUGAUGAGCAAACAUCAUUGAUUGUGGAUGGUGUGUCACAAAGUCGCACCACCAAAGGCAAAGAAUUUCAAUUUGGUAAAUUUACCACGAAUUCGGAUGUUUUCGUUGGUGGGAUGCCAAAUUGGUAUAGCACAAAAUUGGCAUUGUUGGCAUUGCCAAGUGUUAUAUUUGAGCCACGAUUUCGUGGUUCAAUACGUAAUCUGGUGUAUGCCGAUCAGCCAGGCGGUCAGACCAGGCGACAAGAGAUGAAACAACCGCGCGAUAUUAAAUGCGGUGAUGGUCCAUGCGAUCAUGGCGAAAUGCCCAAAGAGAAAGUUAUACGCAAUACGUUGCGUGGCAUUGUUGGCAGCGGUAAUAGCGGCAAUAUGACCGAUGCCUGCGAGCGACACGAUCCGUGCCAGCACGGUGGUAUAUGUAUAUCAACUGAUUCCGGCCCAAUCUGCGAGUGCAGAAAUCUUGAAUUUGAUGGACAAUAUUGUGAAAAAGAAAAAGCUCCGUCAGAAGCUACUUUCCGCGGUACACAGUUCCUUUCUUAUGACCUUGGGCAAACAGGUGCUGAGCCCAUUGUAAGUGCCCAAGAUGCAAUUACUUUAUACUUUCGUACCAGACAACCGAACGGUUUGCUUUUCUAUACAGGUCAUGGCACUGACUAUUUGAAUUUGGCCUUACGUGAUGGUGGAGUCUCUUUAACAAUGGGUUUGGCCAAUGGUAAACAAGAAAUGCAUAUAAAGCCAUCUAAAGUGCGUUUCGAUGAUCAUCAAUGGCAUAAAGUUACAGUGCAUCGGCGUAUACAGGAAAUUUCCUCAAUCACUAGUUUUUGCCGCUUGGUUACCGUCGUCGAUGAUGUUUACACCGACCAUUCUCAUAUUGCCGGCAAAUUUACAAUGUUGUCUUCAUCUCGGGUUUAUGUAGGCGGUGCUGUUAAUCCCCGCGCAUUAUUAGGCGCACGUGUACAUAACAACUUUGUGGGAUGUUUGCGAAAAGUGGAAUUCUCAGCAGAUACUCUCCUAUUGAAUUUAAUCGAUUUAGCUAAGAGUGGGUCUAAGUUAAUUCAAGUAGCUGGUAACGUAGAGUAUCAAUGCCCAUCGGGGGAUCCUCAAGAUCCGGUUACCUUCACUACCCGAGAAUCACACUUGAUUUUGCCACCUUGGGAGACGGGUAAACAAAGUUCCAUAUCAUUUAAAUUUCGGACGAAAGAACCGAAUGGUUUGAUUAUUUUGGCAACAGGAUCAAAGCAACCGAGAUCAAAAAAUCCGGUCCUAUUUGCUAUUGAACUGUUAAAUGGCCAUAUUUACAUACAUUUGGAUUUGGGUUCGGGAGCGGCUAAAGUGCGAGCUUCGCGACGUCGUGUUGACGACGGUGAUUGGCAUGAUUUCAUUUUGCGUCGCAACGGACGAGAUGCUAAAGUCAGUGUGGAUGGAGUAUGGAAUGAUUUUCGCACUCCUGGCGAUGGUACUAUACUGGAAUUGGAUGGUCAUAUGUAUGUGGGUGGCACGGGACCGGCUUUUAACAGCAUAAAUUGGCCGCCAGCCAUAUGGACGGCAACGUUACGUCAAGGUUUUGUUGGCUGCUUAAGGGAUUUAGUAUUAAGCGGCAAAGCUGUCGAUAUAGCCGCCUAUGCUCGUUUACAGGACUCGGCUUCGGUUAAACCUUCUUGUCAUAUACAAGCGAAUGUUUGCGCUGGUAAUCCUUGUUUAAAUAGCGGUACAUGUUUAGAAGGUUGGAAUAGACCGAUAUGCGAUUGCACUGCUACUUUGUAUCAUGGCCCGACAUGUGGUAGAGAAUCGGCUACGUUGGCUUUCAAUGGCAGUCAACAUAUGACAGUUUGGUUGGGGAAUGGUCAAGGAGCAAAAACUCAAACUGAAGAGUUAUUAUUGCGUUUCAAAACUUCUCGCCCGGCUGGCUUAUUAUUAAUGACAAGCGCCGAAUCAAAUUCACCGGAUCGUUUGGAGAUCGCCCUUGUCGCGGGACGCAUACGUGCCAGUGUGCGUUUAAGUGAUCGCGAAAAGAACUUAUUGGCUGGCCAAUCGGUUUUAAAUGAUAAUAACUGGCAUACUAUACGUUUUUCCAGGCGCGCAUCGAAUUUACGGCUGCAAGUUGACGGGGCUCCCCCUGUCAGGGGUAUGUUAUGUAUGUAUCACCAGCACUUUAUUUGCCCUACUACGUGUCGUGCCGUGUCGUUUUUUUACAAACUCUUUUUUUUUCUCGCUCAACUAUUACAAAAAAAAGACCAACAAAAAAAAAAAAAUGAAAGGAAAGUCAAUAAAUUGCGUAUAUUAGAUUUGGCUGUGGAUCGCGAUCCCCUUAUAACUAUACGAGGAGAUGUUCAAUUGGUAACUGGAGUAUUAGAUAGAAAUGAUCUGCAAAGAAUGCAGCAGACCCCAGCCAGUGGUUAUCCGGGUGCGAUAGAUGAUUUAAUAUUUUCUGGUGCCGGUUCCGGGUGUCGGGGCGAUGACGAGGAUGAAUGUACUCCGCCAUUCGAAUCGGGCAGUGGUGAUGAUUUAAUAACGCCUGUUUAUAUACCGCCCACUAAACAAACGACCAUAUCGCAAAAUGUUAGCACCGAUAAGACGAAUGGUACCGAACGUGCUUGCGACGAUGAAGAUUGUUUGCAUGGUUCUGGUGAUUAUGGUGAAACUACCGAACAGUUUACGUCUACAAGCACCGCCAAGGGUUCCGAAAUGAAUAAAGAAAUCGCUACAGUAACCACGGAUAGUAAUAAUCGGCGCCAGCAGGAGCUUUUAACUACUGAACAACAACAGACUAGCACUACUCUAGGACAUCACCAGACGCCGUCAAGGGAGACGACGGCAUUAAGCACCGUAAUGACCAGUGUCGCGACUACCAUAAGUACAACACAACAAACUCAAACACCUGCUCUUACGACAGCUAUGCAAAUAACAACCGUUCAGCCUGCGAUAAUAACAAGUAGCACAACAACUACAUCCAGUACUAUGGCUAGCACGCCAGCAACUCCUUCUCCGGAUGUACGCACAACGGGAACAGAACGUGAUGAUACUACACCUUAUGAUGUUGUUCAUGUGUUUAGCGGCGGUAAAGAAAACGAAAAUGAAAAUGCAAACAUUAUACAGCAUGGCCAUCAUACGCAUACGCCAGAAAGGCCGCCACCGCCACCACCGCCCGUACAUGAAACAGAUCCGGGUCUCUCAUAUUAUCCUUUGCCUCAGCCACCGCCCUACGGUAAUAAUAAUUAUCGGCCAAAAGGCAAAGGUGGCCGCAUAAAUUCAAUUGAAGAGGAACGAACAGCUAUGAUUAUUGGCAUUGUUGCAGGCAUAUUAAUCGCAGUCAUUUUAGUUAUAUUACUAGUGUUAUGGUUGAAGUCCAACGGUGAUCGUAACUAUAAAACAGCUGGUGAGAAAACUGUCUACGGCAGCCAUAAUGCGAAUACAGCAUUGCUGGGUAAUGCCAGCACUAAUGGUUCAUAUCAUCAACAAAGGCAGCAACGCAAUCAGCAAUCUAGUGUUACCAGUAAUAGUCAUAGUCAGCAACAAUUGCAAAACCAACCACAACAGCAUCAACCGCAAGGAUUGCAUAAACAACAUCAACAAAAUAAAACAUCAUCAACAGAUCAUCACGAUGAUGCCGACAGUUACGGAGAACAACAAGGACAUAUAGGUAGCGGCGUUAGUAAUGCUGGUGGUGGUGGUGGUGGUGGUGGUGGUAGUAGCGGCGGCGGCGGCGGCGGUGGUGGUGGCAACAGUGGUCGCACGGGUUUCAUACGCACUGUUUACAUUGGUCAGACUGAGCAAACAAACAAUAAGGAUGUGAAAGAAUGGUAUGUGUAAAGACAGAGAUUAAUAUGUGUGCGCGUGUGUGUGUAUGUGUAAGUGUAUAAUAGAUAAGAGAAGAUGUAAUAUUUUUAUACAGACAUGCACACGUACAGACAAUAUAGCGAAAUGAUAGAAAAAGUUUAGUAGUAAAAGUCAAGAAGAAGAAAACUUGAAUUACGAUAUAAAAUAUAAAAGACAGUAAAGUAAAACCAAAUAUAGAUACAUUGCCUACGAGAAUAUUAUUCUGAAAAAUAUAUACAUACAUACAUAUUUGUAUACGUAAACAAAUAUACGCGUGUGUAUAUACAUAUAUACAUAU